Molecule: messenger RNA, 480 nt
Organism: Dovyalis caffra
Lineage: Eukaryota; Viridiplantae; Streptophyta; Magnoliopsida; Malpighiales; Salicaceae
Source: the annotation of a GenBank genome assembly
AUGUUGUGGAGUGGAGUUGGUAUUGAAGAUUCGUAUAAGAAUGAACAAUUAUGGGUCAUUCGUGGUACAUCAACUCAUCUAUUUGCUGUCUUCCAAGGGCUUUUGAAAGUGCUUGCAUGUAUUUAUACCAACUCCACUGUCACUUCAAAAGCAUACGAUGAAGAUAGGGAUUUUGCAGAGCUUUCUGUGUUCAAAUGGACAUAUCUUCUCGUCCCUCCAACCACAUUUAUUUUGCUAAAGAAAAUGUGUAUUGUGGCUGGUGUGUCUGAUGCCGUAUACAGUGGGUACCUAUCAAGAGGUGCAUUAUUGGGCAACCUGUUCUUUGUAAUCUGGGUCAUUGCCCAUUUGUAUCCUUUCCUCAAGGGUUUGUUGGGUUCGCAAAGUCUUAUGCCAACAAUUGUCAUCGUCUGGUCUAUUCUCCUUGCUUCCAUUUCCUCUUUGCUAUGGUUGGGCAUGGACCCUUUCAUGCCGGCACGUUGA